This is a messenger RNA of Amoebophrya sp. A120, 775 nucleotides long. The record is from the annotation of a GenBank genome assembly. Lineage: Eukaryota; Dinophyceae; Syndiniales; Amoebophryaceae.
AGCUGUUUCACUACCGCGACGCUCGUAGCAUCAGCACGAGUUGUCCGCUCAGAGAUUUUUUCAAGAUUUUUGUCUUCCGCUUGCAGCACAUAACGUAUACAUAGAAGUUCUUUUUAAAGAUUGAGUGUAAAGUCAGAACCUCUAUUAAUACUGUGACCAAGCAGUGACAAAACUAAAAAAUUCCAAGUUAUUGAGGUGAUUCGCCCGUUAAAGAAGAUACUUGUUCCCUUGCUCGGUGCGUCACAGCAUCGAAGAUCUCGUGAAGAGCAGCACUAGGCUGUUCUUCAGUUCCCCAGCUCCCAGCAUGGACCCGCCGACCGCGUCAGCAGCGUCUUCCAAUAAUUACCAAGAGCACUUGCAGCAGAAGUAUACUGCCCAGGUGCGCCCGCCGAAUUUCUCGAUUUGGGCCAUCGGACACGGCUGGGAGGGCACGGCCAGCGAUUGGACCGAGUACGUGUUUCUGACCCUCGGGUUUUUGAGCUUAGUCUUUUGGCUGCACACCAACAACCCAAGUUACCUGGGCGAGCCCGAGGUGGUCGAGGGAGAAACGGGUGCGGCAGACGAGGAGGACCUUCAAGUCGAAGACCCGCAGCUUCUUGAGGACAAGGGCACGGCAACUCCGUCACAACUUGAGUUGACCGAACAGGAGAAAACCUUGCUCACAAACAGUACGAAUUCCAGCACUGCUUCGCCUGCGGUGAAAAAGGGCGUGGCUGAGAUUACGAAUACGGGAGCGAAAACUACAACGAACGCAUCGAAGAAGAAGAAAAACUGA